Molecule: messenger RNA, 3429 nt
Organism: Xenopus tropicalis (tropical clawed frog)
Lineage: Eukaryota; Metazoa; Chordata; Amphibia; Anura; Pipidae
Gene: dus2
Product: dihydrouridine synthase 2
Biological process (GO): tRNA dihydrouridine synthesis; tRNA processing
Molecular function (GO): tRNA binding; tRNA dihydrouridine synthase activity; RNA binding
Source: RefSeq, marked provisional
CUCUGAGCUUAGUGAAGAAAACGCAGAAUUCAGCAGAGUUGUGCAGAAUUACGCAGGAAAAUGAUGGGUCUCUCUUUCCGAGAUAAGAACAUCUUGGGUCCCAUGGUUCGAGUGGGUACACUCCCAAUGCGUCUCCUUGCACUAGAUUAUGGUGCAGACAUUGUAUACUCUGAGGAGCUGGUUGAUAUAAAGAUGCUGCAGUGCAAGCGUGUUGUUAAUGAUGUACUUCAUACAGUGGAUUAUGUGUCUCCAACAGAGAGAGUCAUUUUUCAGACAUGUGAGAGGGAGCGUCACAGUGUUGUGUUUCAGAUGGGUACGGCUGAUGCAGAAAGAGCUCUUACUGUUGCCAAACUAAUACAAAAUGAUAUUGCUGCGAUUGAUAUUAAUAUGGGCUGCCCUAAGGAAUAUUCAACCAAGGGAGGCAUGGGAGCAGCAUUAUUACUGUGUCCUGAGAAGAUUGAGAUGAUACUGAGUACACUAGUUAAAGGAAUUUCCAAACCAAUCACCUGUAAGAUCCGUAUACUACCUUCGCUGACUGAAACUAUUAGUCUCGUGAAGCUCAUUGAGAAAACAGGUGUUGCUGCUAUUGCUGUUCAUGGAAGGAGUAAAAAUGAAAGACCGCAGCAUCCUGUUCAUUGUGAUGUUAUCAAAGCUAUAUCUCAGGCUGUAUCCAUUCCUGUGAUUGCCAAUGGAGGAUCACAGGAGUUUAUCCGGCAGUUCCAGGACAUAAGUGCAUUUCGUUCUGUAACAUCAGCAUCAUCUGUUAUGCUUGCACGAGCUGCUAUGUGGAAUCCUUCAGUUUUCCGUCCAGAGGGUAUGCUGCCAGUGGAAACUGUUAUACGUGAUUACAUUGCUUAUGCUGUGCAAUAUGAUAACCACUAUACAAAUACUAAAUACUGCCUCUGUCAGAUGCUGCGAGACCAGUUGGAGUCCCCCCUAGGAAAGCGCCUUCAUGCUGCCCAGUCAACACUUGAGAUCUGUGAGGUAUUUGAAAUGAGUGACUUUUAUGAGAGCUGCAGAGUUGCACAAAAAGCAAAGAAAGCAGACCUGCAAUCUGUGGGUUUGGUAGCUGCGCUGGAGAAUGACGAUGCUGAAGAUCGGAACAUUAUAAGUUUGCCCAUCAGAUUUGACAAAAGGAACUACAUGUCUCAAAUCACUCCUAAAAUGUUACUACUAGAAUGGUGUAGGAAAAGGAAGUUACCACAGCCAGUCUAUCAUACAGUGCAGCGGCCAGUUGAUAAAUUUUUCCAAUCUGUUGUCAAAGUCGAUGAAAUGCAGUAUGCAUCAACUUUAUGGGACAAAUCAAAGAAGUUGGCAGAACAGUCUGCAGCCAUUGUCUGUCUUCAUACCCUUGGCCUCACAGAAAUAAAGAUGAAUGAAAGUGACUUUGCACAAAAAAGAAAGCGAAAGUUACAAUGCCAAGAAGAUGAAGGAACCAGAUCACUAAAAGAAGAGCACAAUAAAAAAUUACACCAAAAUGGUUCAGAGCAUAGACCCCUCAUUCAAGAUGCAACAACAUUUGCAAAUCAAUCAGGAACACAUAACUGAAAACAGAAUAAUUUCAACUUUGAACACUAUGCAAAACCUUGACAAAUAUCUAACAGUUAUAUUUCUCUUAAAUGGGAACUAUGACAAAAAUGAAAUGUACUGUCAGUUGAUUGACGCUCUAGGGCUGGUUCGUGGUAACCUCAUUAUAUCCAUGCAGCAAAUAUCACUGAUGAGAUAUCUAUAUAUAAGAAAAGGUGCUAUGGAAAACUGCACUGGUACAAUUUAGCACCUAUGUUAUUAAAUCACCUCCUCCAUAUUUGCCCUCCUUUCUGCACAUUUCUUUUCACAAAACAUUAAUAUAAAUAAAGAGACUGCUAAUACCUAAAAUGGGUACAUUUAGGUAUUUAAGAGCAUACAUAAGGUAAAGUUGUUAGCAAAACUCAAUAUAUGUUGUUUACAUACUCUUUAAAAAUACCUUUCAUUGCUUUUAAAAUGAACUUUAAUUACAUAGCUGAAAGAUUUUUUUUCAUGAUAUGCAAACAUAUUUUUGAUACUUUUAUCAUACAUGGGGGUUGAUUUGUUAUUGCCAGAGCCCCCAGGCUCAAAUUAUCAGAUACUAAACUACGUGGUUCCUAUGCAUGGUUUCUGUAUCUGAUAACCUCAGCUUGCAGCUGAACAUUUUUUUUUCUUCUGAGCAGGUUUUUGAAAAAUAUAAAAAGCUUGACACCUAAAACCUGUCAAGAUUUUUAUUUCUUUUAAAAACCCACUGAGGUUAAGAAAAACAAAAAACCAUUUGGCUGCAAGCUGAGGUAAUCUGCACUUGAGUUCAGGAACUCACCCAUAGAUUAAGUAACUGAUUGCUCAAGCCCAGAGGCUCGAACAAUAAUAAAGCAGCCCCCCAGGGUACUAAAGUGAUCAACAUAUAUUUUUUUUAACAAAUGUUUUAUUGGUUUUAUUUUAUUAAAGAUUACAUGGAAAAUGGGCGGAUUGUCAGUCACUGAAAAUAAUAAAUCCUUAGUAAUCAUAAAAUUAUCUUUUUUUUUUUUUUUUUUCUCUUAACGGAAGUGAUCAUCAUAUUAUAUUUGAUUGUAUAGGAUUUCCGUCUAUGCAAUCAUGUGCUGCAUUAUUUAUUUUUGCUUUAUUGUUAAUAUUGGGCAACAACAAUUUUGACUUUAUAAAGAAAUAUUGGAUUAUAGAUUUUGACAAUUUCUGUAUUCAAUAUACUUUGCUUACAUUUUCAUGUAGUUUAUUAUAAAUAAAGACUGUGUGAAUUGUAGCUGCUUAAAGGAGAACUUAACCCCCCACGAACAAAAGCCCCCAUACACUGCCCUCCAUCGGCCCCCCUCCUCACUUUUCUUUGUAUCAGUUCAUGGGCAUGGAGCUUGCAGUUAGAAGUAGUCCAAGCUUCAACUGUGUAUGUGUCUGCAAGAUCGGUAUUCGCAAACUAAUCCAAAGAUACAGAAGAUGGCAACUGAAAACUCUGCUGUGCUACUCUGUAUCUAUAUGUCAGUUUUACAAUUUGGAAUCCUUUUCUGUGUAGUUCUCCUUUACAGUAAUCCAUGCUAUUUCAUGCAUAUAAUUGUAACUUUUCUCCGGUUAACAUCUUACAUUAUAUUUCUUUUGAGAACUUCGUGCUUUGAUCAUUUUACAUUAUACUUACAUUUUUCUUUGUUGAUUAACUACUGUGGACAAAGUGGAUAAAUGUCACAGACUCUGGCUGCCACUGUUAGAUAAGAUACUACUAAAAAGGGGCAGCAAGACAAAUUGUGCAAUUAAAGUCUGGAAAGUGUAUUGUUGGUACUGAUCAAAGUUCCCUAAAAUGCAGGUUUGCUACCAGCCCUACAGCUAGAAAACAUUGUUACUACAGUUUAUAUUUUGUGGAGGACUUUUUGCUUUGUGAAUGCUGCUGAAUUUGAAAAUUAUAAAUAAGUACAGGUCAAA